AACCUGCCUUUCUUUAGGGGGAAAUCCCAACCAAAAGGAGCAGUUAAAGGGGAGUGGUUUGUGCUGCAUGUUCAACGCUCGAAAUUCCAUUUAGUUUAUGUUGGAUACAUUCAGGCUUCAUCCCGCAGGUGUUCGAGCGGUGGCCUUUACAGCUUGACCCUUAAAAGGGGUGUGAGAGCAGGAAGUUAACACAUUACUCCUUAAACAUGUUGGAUCCAAGAUGGAACGAGACCAGAGGAAGCCAGAUUCUGGCAAAGGAGACCAGCAUGAACCAGUGUGAUAAAGACUUCCUCAACGCUGACCCCAGGCCACCCGAAUACGUCCAAUCUGUGCACAGGAAGACAGUGAAAGAGCUGCUAAAGAUGAGACGUCGGAAAUUGAACCAAUCACAAGAAGACAACAACUGGGUGCAUACAUUUAAAUCUGCAAAACCUGAAGCGCUUGCCAGUGACCCGGGGCCUCCCCUGUCAGACCCUCAAGGGCCACAAAAUACAUUUGAUAUCACUAGUCCUUUCCUCCCUGCUUCUCCUGGUAAUGGUCACAUUACCCCAAAACAAAUGCAGCAUCCAGCUCUGCAGGGACCAGCGGCUCCGACUGCUGAAGUGAUGACUUUAUUUCAGUGGCAAAUCCAGAAAGAGGCUCAGAGGGUUGGAGAAAUUUCAUCUGAGCAGCUGAACAUGCAGGAUGCGGAUGGUGACACAUGUCUUCACAUAGCAGUGGCACAAGGUCGACGGGCUCUGGCUUAUGUGCUCGCUGCAAAAAUGGCUCAAUGUGGCUCUCUGGACAUGAAAGAACACAAAGGCCAGACAGCUCUUCAGAUAGCAGCCGCCACCAAUCACCACUUCAUCGUCCACGACCUGCUGACACAUGGAGCACAAAUCAACACCCGAGACCUCUGGGGCCGAUCACCUUUGCAUGUGUGUGCUGAGAAAGGACAUUUUCUCAGUCUGCAGAGUAUCGGGAGGACCUUAAUGGGGACCGGCACACCGAUUGACAUUGAAAUGUUCAAUUAUGACGGUUUUACUCCGCUGCACGCUGCGGUCUUGUCUCACAAUGCUGUCGUGAAGGAGCUGAGGAGUGCGGAGAAUCUGUGUUCGUUCAUGACGAAGGAGCUGGAGCAGAAGGCACAGAUGUUUGUGGAGUGUAUUCAGACUCUGCUGCUGAUGGGCGCCUCCUGUGAAACAAAGGAUCUGAAAAGUGGGAGGACAUGUCUUCACGUGGCUUCUGAGGAGGCAAACUUGGAGCUGCUGAACAUCUUCCUCGAGCGGCCGUCUUCUCUGUCAGAGGUCAAUGUUAAGACAUUCAGUGGAAACACGGCGCUGCACAUCGUCAGCUCUUUGCCAAAUCAUAAAGCUCAGGUGGGCGCAGUGAAGCUGCUGAUGAGAAAAGGGGCAGACCCUGGGGCCAAAAACUUUGAAAACGAAAUGCCGUGUCAGCUGGUGCCUGAAGGGCCCCUUGGUGAAAAGGUGCGGCUGAUCCUGAAAGGGAAAUAUCUUCACGUUUAAGUGGAGCUCCAGAACACUGUCAGUCAGACAGUCCACUUUAUUUUCAUAUCAU
Molecule: messenger RNA, 1557 nt
Organism: Plectropomus leopardus (leopard coralgrouper)
Lineage: Eukaryota; Metazoa; Chordata; Actinopteri; Perciformes; Serranidae
Gene: nfkbiz
Product: nuclear factor of kappa light polypeptide gene enhancer in B-cells inhibitor, zeta
Biological process (GO): regulation of gene expression
Cellular component (GO): nucleus
Molecular function (GO): protein binding
Source: RefSeq, a predicted model, not a curated record